Parastagonospora nodorum SN15 is the source of this 1182-nucleotide messenger RNA. RefSeq lists its product as hypothetical. Gene Ontology annotation, biological process: adenine catabolic process; hypoxanthine salvage. Gene Ontology annotation, molecular function: adenine deaminase activity. The record is from RefSeq and is a predicted model, not a curated record. Gene Ontology annotation, cellular component: cytosol. The coding region runs from base 1 to 1182 and encodes 393 amino acids. Lineage: Eukaryota; Fungi; Ascomycota; Dothideomycetes; Pleosporales; Phaeosphaeriaceae. The transcript has 3 exons.
AUGAUCACCCGUGAGGUACACAACUCCGCAACGACAAUGACGGACGUAGAAAAUGCGCUGUCUGUAGCAGGACGCGGAGAGCUGAGGCGCGCCCUGGCAGCUACAACAGACCCAUACAUCAACGCAAUUCCAAAAGUCGAACUUCAAAUCCAUAUCGAGGGAAUCAUAAGUGCAGAUCUCAAAUGGAGAUUCUCGCAACGCAACGGUCAAGCAAUUCCCAACCCUCGGACUGGUCAACCCUUUUCUUCACUCGAUGAACUGCGAGACUCCCAUGACACAUUAAAGCCGCGUACUGGGAACCGCAUGGACAACAGUGAAGAGACGCUGUCCUUCUUCGAGGCCUAUUACGGUGGCUUUGAGGUGCUCAAAACACAGGAGGAUUACUUUGAUCUUGCUAUGAAUUACUACGAACAUGCUGCGGCAAUGAAUGUGCGAUAUGCUGAGAUCUUUUUUGAUCCACAGGGACAUACGCGGGUUGGGACGAGUUGGGAGACGAUGAUGGAGGGUUUUCGAAGAGCGCAGCGGAAAGCUGAGGAGGCUCUCAACGUGAAAUCAGCUUGGAUCAUGUGCUUCCUUCGAGACGAGUCACCAGAGUCCGCAAGGGAGCAUUAUGAGGCAGCACUAAAAUACCGCGACAUGAUAGUGGGGAUUGGCCUUGAUUCGAACGAAGUCAACAGACCGCCAUCGCUGUUUGAUGAAAUCUUCGUCAGAGCAAGGAAUGAUGGCUUUCGUCUUACAGCGCACUGUGACGUUGGCAAAUCUUAUCCUCUCGAGCACAUUCAUCAGGUCGCAUCGAGCAUCGCGGACACAGGUGCGGACAGAAUCGACCACGGACUGAACGCUGCUGGCGACGCCAAUCUGAUGAAUUUGAUCAAGGAGAAAAACCUCGGAAUGACAAUCUGCCCCUGGUCGUACAUUCGCCACCAACCACUGGACGAAGUGUUCCAACGUAUUCGAGCUCUCUUCGACGUCGGCAUCAUGAUAGCUGUUGCGAGCGACGAUCCGGCGUUUAUGGAGGAUACGUGGGUGCUGGAAAACUUGCUCGUGGUGAGGAAAUACUGCGGGUUCACGAAUUUCGAGAUACAGAGGCUGGCAGAGAAUGCUAUCAAGAUGUGCUGGGCUUCUGAAGAUGCGAAAAGGCACAUGUUGCGGGAGCUGUACGAUAUCGACCCAGGAACAUAG